UCCAUCUACUUUUUUCAACAUUCUCUGCAUAAAAUUCAAAGGACUGUAACUUGGUGCCUGCUUAAGUCAAAAGCAAAAUCUAAGAUUCUUCAAUCCAAACAAACAACAGGAAUUUCAUUAUGUUCUCUGAUGUCUGUGGAAGAAGACUCCUGGGAAUGCUAUCUCCAAGGCUAUUGACAUUUUUGCUUCUAACUCAAGUGCUUGGACGAGCCCAACGAACGCCACAUGAUGCCAUGCUGGUGCAGUACAUUGAGAGACGCAUCAUGAUACUUGAGGACAGGAUGGAAAAAUGCAACCAAGACAUGAACAAGUACGUCAGUGAGUUCAGAGACUUCCGGAAAGAAAUUAUGCUGCGCUUGGACAGGCUGAAUGUUUACAAAUCUGAGUUUAAGAAUGAGGUAGUGGACUUGGGAUCCAGAAUAGAGAGGAUUGAGAAGGAUAUUGACUACCUGGAGUCUCAACAGCCUACACAACCAUGCUUGGAGGUUGAUGAGAAGCUGGCCGAAAAGGAAAUCCAACAAGAGCAGAAGAGAAAGACCAAGUUCCGUAUGUCUGCAGAUUGUGAUAGCCUACUGACAGGUAUCAAGUCUCUGAAGAUUGUGAAGAGAACGGGAGAGGUUCAAGGUUCCUGGAUAAAGGACCCAAUCCGGGACUUCCACAAGAUUUAUUUCUUCCGGGGGACCAGCGGCGGCUCACUCGCAGAGUUUGCCGGCAUCAGGUCCUUCACUGACCGCUCGCGGACGCAGCUGCCCAAGACAGUGACCCUGCCGGUGGCCUGGCAGGGGACGGGGCAUGUCGCCUAUGAUGGCUACCUCUACUUCCACGCCAACGGCACACUCAACCAGAUUGUCAAGUACAAUGUGCGCAACAGGACAAUCAGCGACCGGAUGCUGCUUCUGGGGGCUGGGCAGGUCCCAGCCUACCAGCUGUCUCCCUACACCUUCAUUGACCUGGCGGUGGAUGAGCAAGGCCUCUGGGCUGUCCAUGCCGAGCCUGACAGCGGCGGCCGCAGCACCAUCGUGGUCACCAAAAUCGACCACGGCAGCCUGGCGGUGGAGCACUCCUGGGACACGCCAUGCUCCAGCCAGGGGGCCGAGUCGGCCUUCAUGCUCUGCGGCACCCUCUACGUGGUCUACAACACAGAGUAUGGCAGCCGCUCUCACAUCCAGUGCCUCUACGAUGUGACUGAUGUGGUGACCAGCGCCCAGCUACCCGUCCUCUACUUCCCCAAGCGAUAUGGUCGGCACUCCAUGAUCCACUACAACCCGCGGGAGAAGCAGCUUUAUGCCUGGGAUGAUGGCUACCAGACGAUCUACAAGCUCUUCACGAGGAGAAAGCUCGAGAGCUCGCUCGACUCCCAGUAGCUUCCAUCUUAAUCUUUAAUAUGCGCUUUACAUGAAGUGGCCUACGUUUACGUUACUGAACAAUAUCUAUCCUGCUUCUAGAAUAUAGAAUAGUACAGGCCUAUCGGCCCACAGCAUUGUGGCAAGCUAGAACAUACAAUUCUAUAUACAAUAUAGAACAGGGCAGGCCCUUUGGCCCAAGAUUUUGAGAGGACCUUUUAACCUAUUCUAAGAUCAAUCUAACUCCUCCCUCCCACCUAGCCCUACAUUUUUUCUAACAUCUAUGUGCCUGUCUAAGAGUUUCUUAAAUGUUGCUAAUGAAUUUACCUCUACCAUCACCCCUGGCAGCACGUUCCACACAUCCAUCACUCUCAGUGUAAAAGAUUUAGCUCAGAUAUCCGACCCUUAUCAACAAAAUUUUAGUCUGUCAUAUUAGCUAUUUCUUCCCAGGGAAAAGUCUUUGGCUAUCCACUCUAUCUUGUACAUCUCUAUUAAGUCAUUGAACAUACAACCUUAUAGCAUAGUAGAAGCUCUUCAGCCCAUGAUGUUGUGCUGACCUUUUAACCUUCUCUAAGAUCAAUCUAAUGCUUCCCUCCCACAUAGUUCUCCAUUUUUUCUAUCAUCCCUGUUCCUAUCUCAGAGUUUCUUAAAUGCCCCUAAUGUAUCUGUCUCUAACACCAUUCCUGGUAGGGCAUUCUAUGCACCCAUGAACUUACUUCUGAAAUCCCCACGAUAGUUUCCUUCAAUCACCAUAAAGUUAAGUCCCUUCAUAUCAGCGAUUUCUGCCCUGGGAUAAAGGUCUCUGACUGUCCGCUCAAGCUAUGCCUCUUGUCAUCUUGUACACCUCCAUCAAGUCACCACUCAUCCACCUUCACUCUAAAGAGAAAAGUCCUAGCUCGCUCAGCCUAUUCUCAUAAGACAUGCCCUCCAAUCCAGGCAACAUCCUGGUAAAUCUCCUCUGCAUCAUCUCUAAAGUGUCCACGUCCUUUUCAUAAUGGGGUGACCAGAAUUAAAAGGAAUGAAAUCUGACAUCAUUUUUGUAUAUGUUUCAAAGUUUCAAAGUACAUUUAAUAUCAGAGCAUAUAUCCAGUAUACAACCUGAAAUUUGUCCUUUUUACAGACAUCCACGAAUCAAAGAAACCCCGUAGAAAGAUAGAAAUAUCAAAACCAUGAGCCCCCCCCUUUGCACAAGCAGCAAAAGCAUCGACCCCCAUCGAUAACUUCUUCAGCCAGCAGUUCCUGCUGCUUCUCCGUUAGCUGACAGCUUUAUACUCCAUCUGAUUGAGGAUCAUAGCCCGCAAAAUCGACUGUUUAUUCAUUUCCUUCGCAUGAUCUGCUGAGUUCCUCAAGCAUUUUGUGUGUGUUACUCUGGAUUUCCAGUAUCUGCAGAAUCCUUUCUGUUUAAGCUUUAUACCUGUACUGCUUUCCAAACCCGUCCCUUGUUCAUAAGGCACAGGUCAGGAGCCUGAUAGAAUAUCUUACACGGAAUCUGAAUCAAGUUUAUUAUCACAGAAGCAUAUCCUGAAAUUCAAACAACAGGAAUUCUGCAGAUGCUGGAAAUUCAAGCAACACACAUCAAAGUUGCUGGUGAACGCAGCAGGCCAAGCAACAUCUAUAGGAAGAGGUACAGUCGACGUUUCAGGCCGAGACCCUUCGUCAGGACUAACUGAAGGAAGAGUGAGUAAGGGAUUUGAAAGCUGGAGGAGGAGGGGGAGAUCCAAAAUGAUAGGAGAAGACAGGAGGGGGAGGGAUAGAGCCGAGAGCUGGACAGGUGAUAGGCAAAAGGGAUACGAGAGGAUCAUGGGACAGGAGGUCCGGGAAGAAAGACAAGGAGUUGGGGGGACCCAGAGGAUGGGCAAGAGGUAUAUUCAGAGGGACAGAGGGAGAAAAAGGAGAGUGAGAGAAAGAAUGUGUGCAUAAAAAUGAGUAACAGAUGGGGUACGAGGGGGAGGUGGGGCCUUAGCGGAAGUUAGAGAAGUCGAUGUUCAUGCCAUCAGGUUGGAGGCUACCCAGACGGAAAAUAAGGUGUUGUUCCUCCAACCUGAGUGUGGCUUCAUCUUUACAGUAGAGGAGGCCGUGGAUAGACAUGUCAGAAUGGGAAUGGGAUGUGGAAUUAAAAUGUGUGGCCACUGGGAGAUCCUGCUUUCUCUGGCGGACAGCGUAGAUGUUCAGCAAAGCGGUCUCCCAGUCUGCGUCGGGUCUCACCAAUAUAUAAAAGGCCACAUCGGGAGCACCGGACGCAGUAUAUCACCCCAGUCGACUCACAGGUGAAGUGUUGCCUCACCUGGAAGGACUGUUUGGGGCCCUGAAUGGUGGUAAGGGAGGAAGUGUAAGGGCAUG
Messenger RNA from Mobula hypostoma (lesser devil ray), 3683 nucleotides. RefSeq names its product olfactomedin-like 1 (gene olfml1). Bases 120 to 1364 code for a protein of 414 amino acids. NCBI's taxonomy places the organism in Eukaryota, Metazoa, Chordata, Chondrichthyes, Myliobatiformes, Myliobatidae. The record is from RefSeq and is a predicted model, not a curated record. The transcript has 3 exons. Gene Ontology annotation, biological process: signal transduction.